CUCACCCUGGAGCAGGUAGAGCCCCUGGUCCACAGCAGACUGGCUAACAUCCAGUCAGCCUUAAUGGCAGAUGACCCCGACAGAACAGGCCUGGUGAGCAGAGGGGAGUUCAGGCGAGUGCUGAUGAGCACGUUGUCUCUCAACCAGAACCAGCUGGACGCCGUGCUCAGUGAGGUGUGUGACAGUGGAGGGGUGACCGUGGACUACGUGCGGUUUCUGAGGAGGUUCGGCCGAGCGUCCCCGGCCCUCAGAGCCUGCAGCAGGAGCAGGAGCAGUGUGAGGUACACACACACGCGCAUUGCAUUUGCACAUUUAGACAUGAGCUGCAUGUUCCCUAAUCAGUCUGUUUAUCUCAGACGAGGCGUACAGAGCACUUCCAUGUCCCUGCCGGAGAUACAGAAGCUCCUAAAAGAUAAGAUAGGAGGCAACCUGAGAACUGUGAUCAGAGUGUUUCGCCUGUUUGACUACAACCGAGUGGGACACAUCCAAAGGAACGAGUUCCACCGCAUCCUGGACAACUACUGCAUACGUCUGACAGACAAGGAGUUUCAAAGGUUGUGGAAUCACUACUGUCCCAGUGACACUGGCGUCAUCUCCUAUGAACUGUUCUUGGACAAACUAGGCUUUGGUGACAGACAUGACUUCAAGAUUGCACCAGUAUGCACUAAGUUAGAUUUGUCUAGCCGAGCACCAAGUCAGUGUGAGAAAGUCAAAAAGGGGAAGCAGAGACCAGAAUCUCCAAGCAGCUCAUGUAACGCACCAUCAGGCCCGCCACACGGGAAGCUGCAGACCCUCUUCUAUGAUAAGAUGUGCAUGAAUUCUUGCCCGGUGUGGCAAGCUCUGCAGGCUUUUGACUCCACCCACUCUGGCCUGGUAAAAAGAGAUGUCCUCAGGGCUGUUCUGAGCAGCUUUAUAUUUCCCAUGGACCCUCUCUCCUUUGAGAAGCUCACCAGUCGCUAUGGUGUGAGAGCAACAGGACCAGUGAGGUGGAAACACUUCUUGGGCCAUUUCAUCAGUCCAGACAAUGAGGAGGGUGAUGCAAAGCUGCACUCUGACAGGGCCUCUGAGAAGCAGCCUGCCCUACAUGCUGACAACUUUGAUUUCCAUAACAUUUACCCCAGUCUUAAAGAGAUCCUGAAGCUCCUGGUUACGAAAGAGGCAGGUUGCAUCACCAGGACAGAGCUCCAACAUUUUCUGGAGAGUUCAAAUGGGACCCAGCCCCGAACCCCAGACCUGGCCCGCCUUUCAAGUUCCCAGAUCACAGAGCUGCUCGACCUAAUCGACCCUGGAUGCACUGGCGUUAUCCAGUUGGCGAGCCUCGAGCGACUCAACCCCGGCGUUUCCUCCGCUUCCACAGGCAACGAGGCACCGCCGCCCCCGCUGCCUAACACCACCGAGCCCCUGGACGUCCACGAGGACACGGCAGACAGCGCUGAGGAACAAGAGCCUCCAGAUAGCAGAAAGACCCCACAGUGGGCUGGCAGAGCGACGGAGGCAUCUGCUUCAUCGAAAAGAGUGGAGAGUUUGCCGCUGGACAAACUGUGUGAGCAGCUCAGUUCACUGCUCGCGGCUCUGGAGCUCUGUGACCCUGAGCACACUGGAUACGUCUCACAGGAAGAUCUGAAGAAGGUUAUAAGCAGCUGUGGCAUGCCCAUCUCAGACACACACUUCAAAAAGCUUUGUGCAUCCUCUUCCACCUCUGGACCCGGCAGUACUUCCAUGUUAGUUUCCUACAGUGACUUCCUGAGAAACCUGGGAGUACCGUCAACGGAUGUAACGCACACACCCUCAUUUUGCUGCCCCCACAAGAAAACAGAGCAUGCUGAGAGGCCCUUCACAUCGCCCCAGUCAUCCCUGCGGUCUCUCAGACAACCGCAGCCUUCCUCCUGCCAGCAGGUUGUUCCAGGUGCCUGUGACAUCCAGGAAAUUGUCUUCCAGAGGAUGAGGUCAAAAUUAGAUGAACGCCACAUCAGCUUGAGUGACCGCAUUCAGGCCAUCAUCCGGAGAGCUGAUGAAUCUGAUGACAGACUGUCAGAGGAAGACCUACGGAAGAUACUAGAGGACAGCUGGGUCAUCUUGGACCACGAGCAUUUCAGCAAAUUUAUGGAACUGCUGGGCUUCAGGGACGGAUGGAUUGAGCGCUCAUUGUUCCAAGCGAAGUAUGAGGAGGCCACUACAAGACACAACCUGGGCUUGGAGGUCAACCCCCUCAUCACUUCAGCUGAGCAGGUUCUGGGUCUCAUGAAGGCUAGGAUCAAGAUCAUCCAUGGGGACAACCUCACGGCGUUCCGGCUGAUGGACAGGAAGCGUAAAGGCGUAGUGGACUGCCAAGAUUUCAGAGUGCUCUUCAACAGCUUGAGGUUUCUCUGCAGGGAGGAGGAAUACCAGCGGCUAGUGGAUCUCAUCGGCCUGCACCCCGGGGGCAACCUCAACUACGCGGAAUUUGUAGAUAUUGUUGAAAAUGGUGGCAAACGCAAACAAGACACUCAAACAGCUCGAAUACAACAGCAGCUCCAUGAACUCUUGGCCUGCGAAGCACGCAACAAGUGGGCAGACAUGUCUAAGGUACUCUUACAGUACGACACAGAGAGCCAGGGUUGGAUCUAUAAAAAGAGCUUGAGGGGAUUUCUCUUCACCUACGCUCUUCCCUUAAGAGCCGAUGAGUUUGAACAGUUUUGGUCAAGGUACGACUCAGAGGGGAGCGGUCGGGUAGCAGUUUGUGACUUCUUGGAAAAGCUUGGUAUCCAUCACAAUGAAGAGCUGAUGCCUUCAAACCUAAAGCUGAACCAAACAGUUUCCCAGCAGGAAAGCAACAGCCCAGUGUCUGCUGACGCUGCCUUGCUGGAUCAUAUAGAGCAGGUAUUGCAAGAGAAUUGUGAGAGGGUGAGCGAUGCCCUGACUCACCUGGAAACCAGGGAUGGCACAGUGACAGUAGAGCAGCUGCUGAGCCUUUUACACACUUACAACUGCUCCAUCCAGAGAGAGCAGCUUGUAAAUCACCUGCACAGGCUCAAGGUUUCCAUGGAUGAUAACUACACAAGGCUAACUUACCUGGAAUUCCUGUCUGCAUUUAACCAUAAAGUGGAGAAGAAACGCAAACCUCCCCCUGGCUCCCCCGAUGCUGUGCACCAGAUAGAGUCUCUGGACAACCUCAGUCCUGCCAUGGCGCUAGCCAAGAUACGAGAUCUUGCCUCUGUCUCUGCACCCAAUCUUUAUAAGGCAUUCUCAGCCUUCGACCAGAGUGGGACAGGGGUAGUUGGGGCUCUUGAGUUCCGCCGGGUGCUGGAGAAUUUUUGUGCUCGACUGUCAGACAGACAGUACAGGUACAUGCUGACCAAACUGGAGCUGGACAGUGAGAAGUGCACUGUUAACUGGAAGGACUUCCUCAACAAGUUUCAGUCCCAGAGUCCACAGAUGUUGGAGAGCGCUUCGGGUAGAAACACGGAGCGAGAGACCAACCUCAGAUCAUCAAUCCAGACCAAGACCUCAGGAGUCACAGAGCUUCUACGGCACGUCCAGGAAGGAGUCUCAGGUCAUUUACAUGAAAUCACCAAAGAGCUGAUGGAAUUGGACCCCUCCAACAGCACUGAAAUCUCUAAAGAGCAGUUCAGACAGCUUUGUGAUCGGCACUGCCUGAGACUCACAAAUGACCAGUUUGAGUGUGUGUGGAAUCAGAUGCCUGUCAAUGAGCAGAGGAAGCUGCAGUACACAGAAUUUCUAAAGCGGUUUGGUGGGCUGGACAGGAACCUUUCCCUCCCUGAGCCUGGAGGAACAAAGUCAGAAACAAGACCUUUUUGCUCAGACACUGGGGGUGCCAUUCUGCAUCGCACCAAGUCGGCCCCCCAGUCCAGCUCCAGGCGUCCCAGCUCAGUGGGGAGGCCAGGAACAGGAAGCCCGUUGGGCAGCACAGAGAGGAGGCUGCGUGGGACAGUGCAACGCUGCUGGAAGGAGAUCCAGAAGAAAUGCGCUGAGCAAGAUGCUCAACAAGACGGACACAUCGGUGCUGCCUCCUUCCUGGAGAUUCUCCAGUCUCUCAACAUUAAUAUGACACAGGAUCAGUUUGCAUACCUGGCUGGGAAGCUGGACGUCAUGAACGACGGUCGUGUUUCAUAUCAAGACUUCCUUCGUCACUUCCUCCUUAACUUAAAACCAGCGGAGGCCAAGGGGGCAUUUGAGCGGCGAAAACUUCCUCUUCCCAUCACACUGGCGAGGCCGGGUGUUCUCAGCAAAGACUGUGUGGAGGUCAUGUUGAGGAUCUACGAGUCAGUUCGCUCGUCUUGGACUUCCGUCAGACGGUGCUUCCUGGCGUCUGACUGCGACCGUACAGGAAGUGUUACCAUGCAGGACUUCAGGAGGGUGCUGCAUCGUUUCAAAGUGAGUCUCUCGGCCGAGGAGUUCUUCCACCUCAGCUCUUAUUUUGACGCCAAUACUACGGGGAAAAUCUGUUACGACAACUUCCUUUGGGUGUUCCUCCACUGACCUUCGAUCAGACGCCUCCAGCAGCUCUCAGGUUUACUUAGUGUCAAGGACUUUGCUGUAUUGGUGUGGUAAUACGUCCAAAAAGCCUGGGACAUCCUAUACUUGUUGACACAAAAUCUAACUUUAAUACUGAACUAGAAUGUGACUUCUUUUCACUAUAUCUGUUAGGAAUUACCAAUCAUAGAUGAUACUGGAGAUAUUGUGACUAGUUUUUGAUUGGUGAUGUUGUGGAUUUAUUUGUCUGAACUUUAGGGCUGGGUGUUGAUGGAGCACUAGUUGCUGGAUGACCUCCUUUGCCAAUAGAUAGUUUAUUCAUGCUGUGGAAGUUCAGUAGGGAGUAGGGAGCAGUAGGGUAUAACCCCUACUGCAUAGGGGUUAUACCAUUCUAGGAUUAGUCGACUUUACUGCUGUUCCAUAACACUUUAUGCAUCAUGUUAACUAGUCACUGAUCGUGUGACAAUAGUAACAUGGACGCCUCUGAGAAGGCAGGUGAGGAGCACAGUGGGUCAUUGCAAAAUGUAUAUCAUGGUAUUUUUCAUAAUUCUGACGGUAUCACAAUAUAUUACGUUUUUUGUUGUUUUUUUUCCAUGCAUAAUCACAACAUCUUCUACUGGUUGAGAAAGGAAUUAAUGCACUAGAUUGACU
Molecule: messenger RNA, 5124 nt
Organism: Mugil cephalus (flathead mullet)
Lineage: Eukaryota; Metazoa; Chordata; Actinopteri; Mugiliformes; Mugilidae
Product: EF-hand calcium-binding domain-containing protein 6-like
Exons: 28
Coding region: 64-4479 (1471 amino acids)
Cellular component (GO): nucleoplasm
Molecular function (GO): calcium ion binding
Source: RefSeq, a predicted model, not a curated record